Molecule: messenger RNA, 830 nt
Organism: Porites evermanni
Lineage: Eukaryota; Metazoa; Cnidaria; Anthozoa; Scleractinia; Poritidae
Source: the annotation of a GenBank genome assembly
AUGAAGAAGACAAUAAUAUGUCAACAGGAGCGAACAAUUCAAGAAAAUAACGAGGCGCUGCUUCUACUUGAGAGGAACAAAGUCGACAUCAUGAACGAAGUCGCCAGAGCGAACCACGAAAUUGAAGAACUUAAGGCGAAACUUGCCAAGAAGAACAACGUAUUAAAGAAUUCUCAAGACCUACAAGAUACCCUGUUACUUCAGGCAGAGAAACUGAGGUUAGAAAAGGAACAGUUAAAUCAAAGAUGCGAAAAUGCUGUAAACGAAAUGAGAGAUCGAUUGCAGGUCAAAGAUAACAUCAUUUUGCAAGUGCGAGAGGAAAUCGAAAAAUACAUCAAGUUGCAGAGAGAGGUUAAGCAAAGGAAUGAGGUUUUAAAGGGAAGGCUUGAGAAAAGAGAAAAAAUUGUCACGGGACUGAAAACUAAAUUAACAAUGUUGACUUCAUGGAGCGUUCGGUCAGCAAGCGUCACGCAACUGACUCCACCAGCACCUACAAGUGCAAAAAUGGAAACUGUAGAAGAGUCUUCUUGAUAAUGAUCCGUCGGAUUCUUACUAGUGAAAUGGUAUCUUAGAACAUACGUAACUUAAAACAAUAACCAGGUUCCCUAAAUCUCAAAGUCGCCGUAAAUUCAGUGAUUUGUUAUCGUCAUUUAAUUCAUGACGAAAGAGAAAUACGUAAUGUUGUUCCGGCGAAUUUAUAUUUCUUUACUUUUGAGCUUAAUUGUGUACGAGCUAUACUUUCACAUGGUUGUAGUAUAUUCAGUUUUCUAGUUAGUAAAGUUCUAAGCUCAGUGUCGAGUCUGGGUCUAUCAAGUUCUAUUAUGUGCUAA